Stylophora pistillata is the source of this 3046-nucleotide messenger RNA. RefSeq lists its product as uncharacterized. NCBI's taxonomy places the organism in Eukaryota, Metazoa, Cnidaria, Anthozoa, Scleractinia, Pocilloporidae. Gene Ontology annotation, biological process: lipopolysaccharide biosynthetic process; signal transduction. The record is from RefSeq and is a predicted model, not a curated record. Gene Ontology annotation, molecular function: glycosyltransferase activity; protein binding.
CAUUGUAUCUCAUUUAUCACUUUCUCGCAAACCGAUUCACCGUGUGGUGAGAGAUAACAUAGGAAGCAGUGAUUCCAGGGACCUCAAAUGUAGCGUGAUGCGGGAUGGGUAACUUUAAGCAUAUCAAAAGUGAAAGGAAUAAACGCUUUUACAGAUUAACGACCAUGAAGCGAAAACAAAAAGAAAAUAAACAAAAAUGAGCCUCACCGAUUUCUUCUUUGUCUUGGACAAUACCUUCCCUCUCCGUCCUUUGGCUCAAUGAAGUCCAUAUUCCGGUUUAGGAAUAACACUUAGUUUCGCAACCCAAAGCUCUUUUUGCUGUUCAGUUCAAAUGCUGUUCAUUUCAAAUACUGUUCAGUUCCAGCCUGGGGAAUAAAAGGAGUCGAUGGUCAGGUUCGUUAUUCAAACCCGAGUAUGAAGUAGCUGUUGACUCAAUUAAUACGAGAGGAACAAAUCUCUGAAUGAUCUUUAUGUCGGUACUUCUCGCAAAUAGGGCGUGGUUGAACUGUUAAGUGGUUGGGUGAGUCAAUAUUGUUCUACAGAUCAUGAGAAGCAUUACAAGCGAUGUUUAUUGACAUUUGAAAUCGUUUGAGAGCUCCAGUCUCUCAUUUAUUACCCAUCAGAUGUUAUCAUAUCAAUCAAUACCCAGUCAGUUCUUGGAAGCACUUUAAAAAUUCGACUACUAGACUGUCAGCCAUACAUACGGAAGCAAUUCAAUCCAUUCCAUUUCACGAAGCAGGUUUGGAUCAACUUUGUGUUUUGCUUUUACAUCAAAAGGUUCUUCUAUAGCUGCUAUAACUCACCUGCUCCUGUCAAACAUUAACAUUUUUUAAAACAUUAAUUUAGUUCAUGAAGUGUCUUGAUUUCUUUGGUGAAGAAAGAAAGAAUUAGACGUAAUAGCAAAAGUGCAGUCUUUAAUAAUCACAUGGUAGUAAUUAAAAACUAAAAAUAGAUUUAGUCCUAUCCUCAGGCUUGGUAAAUAUGAUUAGAAAUUAAUUUGUGAUGAAGCAUUAUUUCUUUUGUUGCCUCUCUAGGUUUAUCAGAAAGCGGAACAAUUUUUCCAAUCAGUGAUAAGAGGCCAACCCCCUUUGUUGCAGCUGAUCAGCCUUCUAAAGGACUCCGAGAAGAAUUGAUUCACUCAACUCAUCAUGAACUUCAAGGUGCAGAAGGCCCCUCUGUUGGCCACUUUCCAGUACAGUCAUCCAUGGAAUAUGAACAGUUUUCUCUUUCCAGAGUUGCUGCAUCUCAAGACAAACCCAUUGAUCGAAGGAGUUUCACUCAGAGCCAGAACAGAUAUUCACCCUCUGAACAUUGUCAGAGUCCAUUUGCUGGAGCCAGUUCAACAUAUUGUGCAGGACCUGAAAAUCAAAGAUGUCAUCCUCAAGGUUCUUCUAGCUAUAGCUCACCUGCUCCUGUAGCUGUGGAUCAUACUCAAGGGAGUCUUUCUGAAGCCUUUGUAAAUCAGAAUUAUCAUGGGAGCCAGAACUAUCCUCAGAGCCACAACAGGCAUCCAUCUUCUGAACACAGUCAGAACCCUUAUGCUGAAGCCAGUUCAAUGUAUUAUGGAGGAUUUGUUAAUCAGGAAUGUCAUCCUCAGGGUUCCUCUAGCUAUGGCUUGCCUGCUCCUGUAGCAGUUGAUUAUAGUCAGGGAAAUCAUCCUGCAGCCUUUUUAAAUCCAAAUAAUCAGGGAAGCCAAACCUUGCCUCAGAGUCAGAACAGACAGCCAUCUUCUGAAAAUGAUCACAAUCCAUAUGCUGGAGCCAGUUCAAUGCACUACAGUGGACUUUUUUAUCAGGGAUAUCAUCCUCGGGGCCACAGACAUUCAUCUCCUAAACAUGGUCAGAAUCCAUAUGCUGGAGCCAGUUCAAUAUAUUAUGGAGGAUUUCGUCAUCAGGAAUGUUAUCCUCAGGGUUCCUCUAGCCAUGGCUUGCCUGCUCCUGUAGCAGUGGAUUAUAGUCAGGGAAAUCAUCCUGCAGCCUUUUUAAAUCCAAAUAAUCAGGGAAGCCAAACCUUGCCUCAGAGUCAGAAGAGACAGCCAUGUUCUGAAAAUGAUCAGAAUCCAUAUGCUGGAGCCAGUUCAAUGCAUUACAGAGGACUUUUUUGUCAGGGAUAUCAUCCUCGGGGCCGCAAGAGACAUUCAUCUCCUAAACAUGGUCAGAAUCCAUAUGCUGGAGCCAGUUCAAUAUAUUAUGGAGGAUUUCGUCAUCAGGAACGUUAUCCUCAGGGUCCCUCUAGCUAUGGCUUGCCUGCUCCUGUAGCAGUGGAUUAUUGUCAGGGGAAUCAUCCUGCAGCCUUUUUAAAUCCAAAUAAUCAGGGAAGCCAAACCUUGCCUCAGAGUCAGAAGAGACAGCCAUGUUCUGAAAAUGAUCAGAAUCCAUAUGCUGGAGCCAGUUCAACACAUUACAGUGGACUUUCUUAUCAGGGAUAUCCUCAGGGUUCUGAGCAUUGUCUAGUUGUGGAACACCUUCAAGAUGAAUACAUCAGACGUUCCAAUGUAAAACCAUUGCUGUGGGACAGCGAUAUCCAACUACCUAUUGAUGACGUUUACACCAGGUUGCAAAUCAAAUGGAGAAGGAAAGCUUACUUUAAGCUAACAGAGAAGGAGGUUCACAUGUAUGAAAUUUUCAAGCCUGCUGAAGAAGGUGAAAAGGGCGCCAGAAUGGUACUUGUAGAAGGAAACCCCGGGAUUGGGAAGACUACAUUUUGUCUUAAAAUUGCCAGAGAUUGGGCCCAAAAGUUAGUACCAAUCGAGUUUCAUUUCCCCGCGUUUAAGUUUUUGUUCCUUCUGAAAUGCUGUGACAUUCACAAAGAUACCAAAGACAUGGUACAAGCUAUUGACGAGCAAGUUUUGCAUGAUGACAUGAAAAAUAAAACGCGUUUUCUGAAUUACAUCAGGGAUGAAAGGAACCAGAACGAGAUUCUUUUAAUCCUGGAUGGCCUUGAUGAGUUACCAGAAGCAUCGGGAAAAGUCGAUGCUUUCAAAACGUUUGCAGGAAACUUUGGGCUCAUGGUGUUAGGCUUUACCUCGCCUCAGUCCCUCGAGUAG